Aspergillus puulaauensis is the source of this 780-nucleotide messenger RNA. Its product is annotated as SDR family NAD(P)-dependent oxidoreductase. Gene Ontology annotation, molecular function: oxidoreductase activity. Lineage: Eukaryota; Fungi; Ascomycota; Eurotiomycetes; Eurotiales; Aspergillaceae. Bases 1 to 780 code for a protein of 259 amino acids. The transcript has a single exon. The record is from RefSeq and is a predicted model, not a curated record.
AUGACCACCUUGCUCGCUUCCAAAACCGCCCUCAUCACAGGCGCCGCUGGCGGGUUCGGCAAGUCGAUUGCAAAGGCAUUUCUCGACGCCGGGGCCCAGGUCGUGAUAACCGACGUCAACGAGAGCAUGCUUCAAAGCACGCACCAAGAGCUCUCCAGCCUCGGCUCUGUCCAUUCCGUCGCAGGGGACUUGACCGAUCGGGACCUGGCCGACAGGCUCAUCCAGACCGCGCGCGACAAGUACGGGAAGCUCGAUAUCCUCGUCAACAACGCAGGCAUCAUGGACCGGUUCGACCCGAUCGGCGACCUCGACAUGGCCUUCUGGGACCGCAUCCUGGCCGUCAACCUUACAGGCCCCGCGCGGGUGACCAAGGCAUCAGUGCAAGAGUUUCUGCGGGACGACCGUCCGGAUGGCAAGGGCGGGGCCAUUCUUACCGUUGGUUCCAUCAACGGGCUCCGUGGGGGGAUCGCUGGAGCUGCCUACACCACUACGAAACAUGCCCUUGUGGGAUUGACGAGGAGUACGGCGGCACACUACGCGACCAAGGGGAUCCGCAGUAACAUUAUCAUGCCGGGGUUGAUGGAGACAAACAUCCGGGCUGCAUACGUGGAUGGUGUGAACGAGGAGGGUAAGGCGCUCGCUUGGAAAUCAGUCGGCGUCAAUCCAGGCCAAGUCAACACUGACGAUCUGGCGAAGCUGGUUGUGUUUGCCUGCUCAGAUCAGGCUACGUACCUUAAUGGCGCUGUCAUUAGCACUGAUCACGGAUGGCAAGCGAUAUGA